Messenger RNA from Pseudopipra pipra, 2822 nucleotides. RefSeq names its product target of myb1 membrane trafficking protein (gene TOM1). Gene Ontology annotation, molecular function: clathrin binding; ubiquitin binding; phosphatidylinositol binding. NCBI's taxonomy places the organism in Eukaryota, Metazoa, Chordata, Aves, Passeriformes, Pipridae. The record is from RefSeq and is a predicted model, not a curated record. Gene Ontology annotation, biological process: signal transduction. Gene Ontology annotation, cellular component: membrane; endosome. The coding region runs from base 77 to 1561 and encodes 494 amino acids. The transcript is spliced from 15 exons.
CGCCCCGGCCGGCGCGCGGGUCACGUGAGCGGCGGCGGCGGCGGCGUCAGCUGAUCGCGGCGCGGCGGCGGCGGCGAUGGACUUUCUGCUGGGGAACCCCUUCAGCUCCCCCGUGGGGCAGCGCAUCGAGAGAGCUACCGAUGGGUCCCUGCGGAGCGAGGACUGGGCUCUCAACAUGGAGAUCUGUGACAUCAUUAACGAGACUGAAGAAGGGCCCAAAGAUGCCUUCCGAGCCAUUAAGAAGAGAAUUGUAGGGAACAAGAACUUCCAUGAAGUUAUGCUGGCUUUGACGGUCCUGGAGACAUGUGUCAAAAACUGCGGCCAUCGCUUCCAUGUCCUUGUGUCCAGCCAGGAUUUUGUAGAAGGUGUCCUGGUGAGAACAAUCCUGCCGAAGAACAACCCACCUGCCAUAGUGCACGACAAGGUGCUGACCCUCAUACAGUCCUGGGCAGAUGCCUUCCGUAGCUCACCAGACUUGACUGGUGUCGUUGCUGUCUAUGAAGACCUGAGACGGAAGGGCCUAGAGUUCCCCAUGACUGAUCUGGACAUGCUGUCACCCAUCCACACACCACAGAGGACUGUGUAUAGCACUGACUCCCAAUCCGGACAGAACUCACCUGCAGUCAACUCCCCUCAGCAGAUAGAGUCCAUCCUCCACCCUGUCACCUUGCCCACUGGAAGAGGCUCAUCCAGCGACGCACCCAUCACACCCACACCAGAGCAGAUCGGGAAGCUGCGCAGUGAGCUGGAAGUGGUGAAUGGGAACACAAAAGUCAUGUCAGAGAUGUUGACGGAGCUGGUGCCAUCCCAGGCUGAGCCUUCUGACCUGGAGCUGCUGCAAGAGCUGAAUCGGACAUGCAGAGCCAUGCAGCAGCGUGUACUGGAGCUGAUUCCCCGUGUCCUCCAUGAGCAACUCACUGAGGAGCUGCUUCUCAUCAAUGACAACCUCAAUAACGUGUUUCUGCGCCAUGAAAGGUUUGAGCGCCUCCGGACAGGACAGCCUGUCAAGGCACCAAAUGAGACAGAGAACAGCCUGAUUGAUCUGGGACCCAGUACUCCUUCUGCAUUAAAACAGGCUGAAGUCACCAACAACCUUUCCUCUCAGCUGGCUGGAAUGAACCUGGGCUCGAGCAGCGUAAGUGCGGGGCUGCACUCCCUCGACACCUCUGGCAAGCUGGAAGAAGACUUUGACAUGUUUGCCCUGACCCGUGGCAGCUCGCUGGCUGAGCAGCGCCGAGGGGUAAAGUACGAAGAUCCCCAAGCCACCAAAGGACUCGCUGGUGCCCUGGAUGCCCGGCAGCAGAACACAGGAACAGUGCCAGUUCCUCAAGCCAAUUUCAUGGAAGACAUAGAAAAGUGGCUCUCUACUGAUGUGGGAGAAUCAGAGGAUGCAAAAGGUGUCACCAGUGAAGAGUUUGACAAAUUUCUGGAAGAGCGAGCGAAAGUUGCGGACCGCCUACCCACUUUGUCCAGCUCCUCAGCAGGGACAUCUGUCUCCCCUCCAACUGCCAGCCAUCAUCGGAAGCAAGCAAAGGAAGAUGAUGCUAUGUUUGCUUUGUGAAUGCUAUGGACCGGUGUGCUGUGGAGCAAGAGGCUGUGUGUGCGGUUUUGCUUGCCUCCAACCAGGGGCCAGCAGAGGAAGGACUCUGUCCCCUUCCUCCAUUCUCUUCCUCUUUUACCUUUGAGUUGUUUUUAUUAUUAAGCUGCUUUCAGACUUCAGAUAAUCUUUGUUGUGUUUAGGGAUAUCACACAAUAGACUUGUGAAGGGGGGUUUCAAAGCUGCUAGAGAAUGUGGGAGUUCAGUGGGCUUUUCUCUUUUUGGUACAGUGUGGGCAAAGCAGAAGAAGCUCUGGAAGAAGCUCCCCAUCCUACUCUCCGAUGACAUAGUUAGAGAUCUUGCCCAAGAAAAAGGAGAGGCUGCAGUCUGCUGCUGAAAUCAUUCCUGCCUGCCUCUUCCCUCCCCCCUUCCCUAGAAUGGAUAUCCAGCCCUCUGCUCGGCAGAAUUAGACUGGAAAGCACAGGGAUGUGAAGCAUUACUGGUGGCCAAGGAAGAACACUAUUGAUAGAGGGAACCUGUUGCUCUAAUCUCUCUUGCACAAGUGCUUGUGGUAUGCAACACCUUCCCACUCACAACCCCUUCUCUUCCUUUCCUCCCCCUCCCCAUCAGUUUAUCCAGAAUCCUACCCACAGUCCAGACGUUUCCAUUGCAAGACAGCCAGUUACCCAGGCCCUUGGCAGCACACAAGGCUUGAGCUGCGAGCGGUACCCCAGGCUGAAGGAGCUGUCUCCCGUGGGGUAGGAUGUGCCUUCAGCAAACCAUCUGCAGUUAAUUUAAUUCUCCCAUUAUUAUACUUUUCUCCCGAUGUGAUCCUACCCCCCUCUCUCACUUCCACUGAUGCCUUCCACCACAUCGUGCCGUGGUGUGGGGAGUCUCUCCAUAUAGACUCCUUCAGAGUAGCUGUGUGUUCUGGGAUCGCAGAGCUGGGUUCCCUAAAGCAGGAGGCCCUUACAUUGGCACUGUUACACCACUGGGGGGAACAUGCUGUUGCUGCAGUAGCUUGCUCAGCUGGUGAGAACAGGGGCAAAGCGAGACAUCCAUCAUCCCAUGCCAGCCAAGCAGUCCUGGAGCAGCCAGGAGCUCCUUUGCACAUGGGGAGCAAAACCCUUCAGAGCAAACCACACCUGGUGCCCGAUUGUAAAUGAAAACCAGGGAGGAGGGUGCCAAGCCCAGGGCUCCUGCUCGUGGGAUUUCUUGUUGAGCGUGGGAGAGUUGCCUUUUUUUACUGCACAUUAAAGGAGCAAAGAUUUGAGCCUCCCUUGAA